Molecule: messenger RNA, 585 nt
Organism: Microthlaspi erraticum
Lineage: Eukaryota; Viridiplantae; Streptophyta; Magnoliopsida; Brassicales; Brassicaceae
Source: the annotation of a GenBank genome assembly
AUGCACGGAUUCCAAAAUCUGCACAGAGCGAAGACGAAGAAAACGAUAGCUGAUGCCGCAAACAAAGUGGAUCUAAUAGACCUCUCUCGAUCCACUGUGAAACAGAGCAAUGUGUCUUCAGCAGUAACCCUAACUCUCGAAGAAGUGAUAGUCGACAUCGAAGCUCCCAAGGCAAAACGGAUUGAGACGAAGAAGAGGAAGAGAAUAUCGAUGAAGACGCUGCUCAAAUCGAGUAAAGGUAGCUUCGACGAAUAUAGCAGGCGGCAGAAAGACAAUGGUUGCUACUGUCAUGCUGUUGUUCAUACUAUCAGGUCGGGUCAAAGCAUUAACUUACUUUGCGAGAAGAAUAAGGAAGUGUAUUACUUUGUGAGGAAGGAAGAACGAGAGAAAAGGGGAAGAGAGACGACAUUGGGUUAUUGGGAAGACUGUGAAGAGGGAGAAGCAGGAAGAACACAAAUCAUAGCUACGCCAAGACCAAAUGAUAAAGAUUCUCCAUUUCAACCUUCAAGACAUUCAUCAAUCCAGUCUGAAGCUUCUGAAGCCAUUGAAUCGACAGCUACAAUAGAGAAUGAAAACGAAGGCUAA